CGUCAACGGCGUCAUCACCAUUACUACAUGAUGGGACUGCAUCCCUUCUUCGCCCUGAACCCGAUCUGACCCUCAACUACCUUCUUCGUUCAAGGAUGCUUAUUUUGUUUACUCCCCUUUCAUCUAACUAACAAUGGCAGACUUUGUGAGCUCUUCCUACCACGAUAACACCGACCCUGACCCCAGGGAGGCGAAUAUCCUAUCUCAACAUCUCGACCCACAGUUCACCGCUUCGUUACAGGAUGAACUCACUCCCCCAGAUGCACCAGACGAGCACAACUCCGGCGAGUCCGGCCCUGAACCCCAAUCCUCCCUUAAACUUCAAGGCGGAGAUAUUCACCGAGACCUGUACCGCAUCGAUGCCCGCUCAAAGCAGGCCCGCCUCGACAAGCGAGCCCUGACCUUCUCCCACCUCCCUCGACAGACCGACGAUACCGUUGAAGAAAGUGUCGCUGCCAACGAACCCGGUAGCUUCCGCCGCCACUUCCUGCAGAAUAAGUAUGGUCGUUUAGAUGGGCGAGGCGUCACCGCCUCGUUCCUCGAUUUCUUGGAUAACUAUGGCAACUUUGCGGGCGAGGACCUGGUCGAUACGGACGAGGAGGAAUCGGCGAUCGCGGAAGAGGAAGAGAGGGAGGCCCAUGAACGGAGCCCUCUGUUGCGUCGUCGGAAGAGUGCCCGGGUCGCUCGGCCCGGCGAUGCUUCCAAUGUGAAGACCUUCUUCACGCUGCUCAAGGCUUUCGUCGGGACGGGUAUCAUCUUCCUGCCCAAGGCCUUCCGCAACGGAGGAAUCCUGUUCUCGUCCGUGACCCUUCUCUUGGUGUCGCUAAUCAGUACCUUGUGUUUUCACCUGCUGCUGGAGUGUCGCAGACGGUAUGGUGGAGGUUAUGGUGACAUCGGAGAGCACAUCGCUGGCCCACGAGCGCGAUCGCUGAUUCUUUCGUCGAUUGCCAUCUCGCAGUUUGGAUUUGUCUGUGCGUGUAUCAUCUUCACAGCCGAAAACAUUCACUCCUUCAUGACGGCGGUGAGCUCCGCGCCACCCGAGGCGCUGACCACUGGGGCUCUGAUCGGGUUGCAACUGGUGGUUCUGAUCCCGUUAUCAUUGAUCAGGAACAUCUCCAAGCUUGGGCCUGUGGCUCUGCUCGCAGAUGUGUUUAUUUUGAUGGGACUAGGGUACAUCUACUGCUACGACAUUGCCAGUCUGGCCUCUGGGGGCAUAGCAUCGACAGUAGAAUUGUUCAAUCGACAAUCGUUCACCCUGACCAUCGGAUCCUGCAUCUUCACCUUCGAGGGCAUCGGAUUGAUUCUUCCCAUUCAGUCCUCCAUGAAACACCCGGAGCACUUUGACCGACUCCUCUACAUUGUCAUGGGCAUCAUCACGGUCCUGUUUACGGCCGUGGGUGCACUCUCUUACGCCACCUUCGGGGCGGACACCAAGACGGAGAUCAUCAGCAACUUUCCCCAAGGCGACCGGUUCGUCAACGCGCUGCAGCUGAUCUACUCGCUCGCCAUUCUCAUCAGCACUCCCAUCCAGCUGUUUCCCGCUGUGCGUAUCCUGGAAGGCAAGCUCUUCGGCCAGGGGUCCGGCAAGCGCGACCCAAUGAUCAAGUGGAAGAAGAACGUGUUCCGGACGACCGCCCUGCUCGGCUGCGGGGUGUUGUCCGCGGUCGGAGCCGGAGAUCUGGACAAAUUCGUGUCGCUGAUCGGCUCGUUUGCCUGCGUGCCGCUGGUGUACAUCUACCCCGCGUACCUGCACUACAAGGGCGUGGCCUCGUCGCCGUGGGUUAAGCGGGGUGAUCUCGCGAUGGUGGUGCUGGGCUUUGGCUUUAUGAUCUACACGACGUCGGCGACGGUUUCGGUCUGGGUGGGCAGCUCUUAGCUUGUUUUACCAUUGCAUUAGGGUGGGGGUUGUAUAUGUAGGGAUCUGCAUGUUCAGAAUGUUAUGCCAUUGCGCUGGUGUUGGGGACGAUCAGCAUGUUACGGGACGGGUUUGCCAUGUGAUGCAUUGUUAUGAUUUAUGCCAUUGCUUUUUUUUUCUGUGUUAGUGGUGGUCGGCAUGUGCUUGAACAGUCCAUGCUGGGGGUUGCAUGCUAAUGAUUUGCUUCCAGGUGUUGUGGUGAACUAAUGCGAUACAGGAUAGACGUGACGUGUACAAGGUAGACUGGGCGACCGGUCUAUCAUAAACUCAUCAAGCAGAUGAAAGAAGGGUGGGUGGCUUUGUCUGUUGUCCUGGCGGUUCUUCUUCAUUUUCAAUAGUUCAAUUCAUUUUGGUGCUGCGUAGAUAG
Molecule: messenger RNA, 2282 nt
Organism: Aspergillus homomorphus CBS 101889
Lineage: Eukaryota; Fungi; Ascomycota; Eurotiomycetes; Eurotiales; Aspergillaceae
Product: putative amino acid transporter
Exons: 1
Coding region: 134-1876 (580 amino acids)
Biological process (GO): amino acid transmembrane transport
Molecular function (GO): amino acid transmembrane transporter activity
Source: RefSeq, a predicted model, not a curated record